GGCAAGCAAUCGUGUAUUGUGUAGUUUUUCCCCAGUAAUCAAACUACGAUCUCUGCGAAUACGAACUGUAUGAGGCGCCACCUUGACGCUUACUGCAGCAUUGGACUCCGACUGCGUCGUACCAUAUCAAACCAACCCUACUCCAUCGUUUACAAGCACCGAAUCACCCAGGAUCAUGUCUGGCUUCGUUCCCGGCCCCCUGCUCACGGUGAAGCCCUCUCGGGGACUCGUGGACGAAAAGUUCGAGGUCGUGGUGCGGAAUUUGUCGCCGGGGGAGGAGGUCACCCUGUACUCCCUGCAUCAGUCUGAGGACAAAGACUACUGGGAGGCUUUCGGCCACUAUGUCAGCGACGCAGGAGGAACAAUUACGGUUGCAGCGGACGCGAGCGUUGGAGGCUCGUACCUGGGCAUCGAGUCCAUGGGUCUGCUCUGGAGCAUGAAGCCGGUGCCUGGGAGCAGAAAGGGCCUCCGGUUGAGGAAGAUGGAUGCCUGCUCUCCGAUGUUGGUGCACAUCUCUGUGCACAGAGGCCACAUCAGCCAGGGCUUUGCGGAGGCGGUGCCCUUGGCGACUGCCUUGGCUGAGCGCUGGUAUCUGGCGCCGGGCGUCCGCAGGGUUGAAGUCCAAGAGAAGGGGGUGAAAGGGACCCUCUUUCUGCCACCAGGUCCUGGACCCUUCCCUGGUAUUCUGGACAUGUGGGGUGGGGGCGGCGGCCUGUUGGAGUAUCGCUCCGCCCUCCUGGCAUCACAUGGCUUUGUCUCCAUGGCCUUGGACUACCUUCCUUGGGAUAAAAAACCCAGCAAAGCCAGAGAUAUUAUACUGAGUUAUUUUGAGAGUGCCUUCAAUAUUGUGCGGGAGCACCCCCUGGUGGCCACUGACAGAGUUGCGUUGUUCGGCCUGUCUCUCGGUGCCAGCGUGUCCAUUGCUUUGGCAACGACCUCAAGAGUAAAUCCCACAUGUUGUGUGUGCAUCAAUGGAGGGCAUGUGUUUUCUCCUGUGAAACAUCUGGAAAGCUUGGUUAAGGGCCAUGCUCAAGGGUCCAACGGCUGUGCGGAUCUUAUUGUGGCAACACCGGGAUUAGAACCACCGACCUUGCGUGUCCCAGUCAUUUACCUUAACCACUACGCUACAGGCCGCCCCAAAAGACAAAUAAACCAGAAGGUCUUCUUCGAUGAAAACAAUCACCAGAUUUGGAGAAAUAUUAAUUUGCCUAUCCCUGAUGACCCAGGCCAGAAAAUGCAACUUGGAAACAUAAAGUGCCCGGUGAUGCUCAUCGUGGGAUUGGACGAUCAGAACUGGCCUUCAAAAGAGUGUGCGGAGGAUAUGGAGAUGAUAAUGGAGAAGGCUGGAAAUGUUGAUCUCCUAACUGUCCUCUCCUAUCCUGAGGCGGGACACCUCAUCGAGCCACCCUACACGCCACACUUCCGCUCCAGCAACUUCAUCUUGCAGUACAACCGGGAGAAAGUGGUCUUGUGUUGGGGGGGUCGGCCCAAGCUGCACGCAGACGCCCAGGAGGACUCCUGGAGGAAGAUCCUCCAGUUUCUACGGCUGCACCUCUGCCAAAAACACGCACCCGCCCUGGCGUCCAAGCUCUGAGUCCCGCCUUCACACACCUCCGCCUUCAGAGAGGGGCAGUGGCGAAUGA
Molecule: messenger RNA, 1643 nt
Organism: Conger conger (European conger)
Lineage: Eukaryota; Metazoa; Chordata; Actinopteri; Anguilliformes; Congridae
Product: peroxisomal succinyl-coenzyme A thioesterase-like
Exons: 12
Coding region: 176-1594 (472 amino acids)
Biological process (GO): fatty acid metabolic process; acyl-CoA metabolic process
Molecular function (GO): fatty acyl-CoA hydrolase activity
Source: RefSeq, a predicted model, not a curated record